Messenger RNA from Paramuricea clavata, 774 nucleotides. NCBI's taxonomy places the organism in Eukaryota, Metazoa, Cnidaria, Anthozoa, Malacalcyonacea, Plexauridae. The record is from the annotation of a GenBank genome assembly.
AUGGCCCCUAAAAAAUCAGAAGAAAAAGUCCAAUUGGAAAGAUACAAAAGCCUCCUCGAACGUCUUGAAUCUUUAAUUAUGUCUGCACGGGAAAAACUCUCUGCCUUCUGCUCGCCGGAUGUUGCGAAAGUACUGGUCGACGCAAUUCUUCCCCUCUCAAACCUUUUCGGCGAUUCAUUCUUCGUUUGGCUCGCUGCGCCCUCAUCUCUAUCAGAAGACGAGAUCACGGACAUCAAAAGGAAGCAUAAUGAGUUGGCCAUGGUUUGCGACAACACCUUGGUUUCGUUGCACAUCGCCAUGAAACCGGAGCCAGAAACGAAGCCUUCGAACGAUGCCAUACAACGCUUACCAAAAUUGGAUUUCCGCCCUUUCGACAAAAAUCAACCGAAACUCUGGUUUGACCAGCUGGAAAUCGUCCUGGCAUCUUCUUCGAUCACCUCACCGGAUCACAAGUUCGCUGCCCUACUCAGACUUAUGGACUCUUCCACUUCUUCACUCCUGGGAUCUAUCACAAGAUCAAAGACACCAUCUGCAUAUGAAGAUGCAAAGAAUCUAUUGAUCAAGGAGUUCUCGUUGUCGAAAUACGAUCGGAUCAAAACUUACUUGGAUACGAAGCCCGAUGCCGACGAAAAACUCACGAUGUUCAAUGCGAGGGUUGAAUCCCUCUUUGACGGUCUAACUCUGGACGACAUCGCGAAAUUUUGCAUUCUACGUCAUGCUCCCGCAGCCGUCCAUCUUCAACUCUCGGGUAUAAACUUCGAUGACAAGCCGCUG